This is a messenger RNA of Cololabis saira (Pacific saury), 2985 nucleotides long. Its product is annotated as equilibrative nucleoside transporter 2. Gene Ontology annotation, biological process: guanine transport; thymine transport; nucleoside transmembrane transport. Gene Ontology annotation, molecular function: nucleoside transmembrane transporter activity. The transcript has 13 exons. The record is from RefSeq and is a predicted model, not a curated record. Gene Ontology annotation, cellular component: plasma membrane; basolateral plasma membrane. The coding region runs from base 275 to 1672 and encodes 465 amino acids. Lineage: Eukaryota; Metazoa; Chordata; Actinopteri; Beloniformes; Belonidae.
AUGGCGGGGACGCGGUGGCGGGCGCGGGCACGGCAGCUGCUGCCCCACGCCGCGGUGCAGACACACGGCAGGUACCAACACAGCCGCUCCGCCACGUGUGUGGACGGAAACCCAUAAACCAGAGGGUAGCAUUGACACAUACACACAUUCACACACACAUAUACAUGUAUACACGUGUAUAUGGUUUGUAGUGUGGCCGCAACUACACACCUACAGCCCGUGGGAGUGAUGGAGACGCAGUGACAGACGCUUCAACAGAGUCUCCUACGUAAGGAUGAAGGAACGGACAGACACUCCUACGGACCGGGGCUGUUUGGUGGGAAUCAUCUUCUUCAUCCUGGGCCUGGGGACGCUGCUGCCAUGGAACUUCUUCAUGACGGCUUCUCUGUACUUCCAGGGGCGGCUCAAUACUACAGAAUGGGUCAAUGGCACCGCGGUGGUACGCAAAGAGUAUUACUUCAACAACUGGAUGACCCUCCUGUCCCAGCUGCCUCUGCUGCUCUUCACGUUGCUCAACUCAAUUUUAUACCAGAGGGUGUCGGAGGCGGUGCGUAUCGCUGGGAGCCUCGUUUGCAUCCUGCUCCUCUUCAUCCUCACAGCUGUGCUGGUUAAAGUGCCCAUGGAGGAGGACCAGUUCUUCGACGUAACCAUGGCGACUAUCUGGUUCAUCAACUCGUUCGGGGCCGUGCUGCAGGGCAGCCUGUUCGGCCUGGUGGGGCUGCUGCCCCAGAGAUACAGCGCCAUCUUCAUGAGCGGCCAGGGGCUGGCCGGGACCUUCGCCGCUGUCGCCAUGCUGCUCGCCAUCGCCAGUGAGGCAGAUUCUGAGUCUGCAGCCCUGGGCUACUUCGUCACGCCGUGCGUGGGGACCCUGGUCACGCUCUUCAGCUACCUGCUGCUCCCACGUCUGGACUUUGCUCAGUUCCAUCUGAACCGAAGCAGCAAAUAUGAGGAAGGUGCCACAGAUGAGCUGCUGGACGACGGCAGCAAGGUUGAGAACGGGAAGCUGAACGGCCAUGCUAACGGCUCGGUGAGCGCUGCGGCGGCCAGCGGCGGGAACCCGCCCGAGGCCGAGGUGGAACCCAGUCCAGGCGGGACCAGACAGGCCUUUCUGUCCCUGGAGCAGGUGCAGAAGGAGCAGGCAAAGUCCUCGGUCAUCCAAGUCUUUAAAAAGAUCUGGGUGAUGGCGUUUUGCGUGACGAUGGUGUUCACAGUCACUCUGUCAGUGUUCCCUGCUGUCACCGUGGAUGUGAAGACGUCCUUCCCCGGGAAAUGGGAGCGCUUUUUUAUUUCAGUGUGUUGCUUCUUGAUGUUUAACAUCCACGACUGGAUGGGUCGCACCAUCACCACAUGGAUACGCUGGCCCGGUAAAGAGUCCCGUCUGUUCCCGGCGCUGGUCGUCUCCAGGGUGGUCUUCGUUCCUCUGCUGAUGCUGUGCAACGUCCAAACGCGCUCCUUCCUUCCUGUCUACUUCCACCAUGACGCCAUCUUCGCCGCCAUCAUGGCUCUGUUCUCCUUGUCCAGCGGCUACUUCGUCUGUCUGUCCAUGUCCUACGCGCCACAGAUGGUGGAGCCGAAGGACGCGGAGACGGCGGGCGCCCUGAUGACCUUCUUCCUGGCCCUGGGUCUGUCCAUCGGGGCCGGCCUCUCUUUCCCGCUCCGAACGCUGGUGUAGCCGCGCGGGAAGCUCGCCGGCGUCUCCGAGGAACACUGUUACAUCCCCCGAGGAAAAGCUGAACAGUUCCAUCAUCUCAUCCAGCUCCUGCAGCGCUGACAGCUGGACGUCGACAGCUGCUGCUGCUGCUGCUGCUUCGUAUCUGAAACCAGGUUGGAAAAGAUCCUGCAGUGGGAAGCUGGACUCUUUUCUUUUCUUCCAUUUUUAAAGUGUAUUUAUGUCGCCUGGGUUUGCUGAAAGCAAACACGGGCGUGCACGUAAAGGGAACCCGGGAAACUAGUACAACUAUUUUUCACAAGUCCAGAGGAACUUGUAUCUAGGGAUUUGAGCUUUGUUUAUACUCUGAAUGACUUAAAUUUGAUAACUUUUUUUAAACAUUUGUUUGCUUGAAUUAACUCUGUUUUUAUUUGUUUGUGUUCCCCCUUCUUGGCAUUGUUUUGCGCUUUCUAAUUUAAUUUAAUUUUAUGCUCCGUUACAGAUGUAGAACAAAAGAUUCUUUUUGGUAAUUUAGGAAUUAAAUGUGAGUGUCUGGUGGACGCGGGUGGAGCACGUCACCCGGUCAUGGGUAAAACCUCUGGACCGGAACCAGAACCAGAACGAGAUGGGACUGCGUUUCUCAUACGGCACUUUUCCACUAGAACCUACUCAGCCCGACUCGCAUUGGUUGGUUCUUUCCCACUAGGGGUCUAACGUGCCGAGUAGAUGUUAGUUAGUUAGUUAAUUUAUUCGUCCACAAGUGGAGAUUUGUCUUUUGUCUCAUAAUACAAAAACAACAGUAACAUGAAACAUCAACAAACACUUAACAUUUACACGCAAAACAUCUUAGUGGCAAAAAAGGAGGAACAACAAGGGCAUGUACAUAAAAGACACGACUACCGAGACGUGCCCUCAUUCAGAGCCUUAAUGGCGUUGGGAAUGAAUGAGUUUUUAAAUAAGUUCCGGUUAGCUUUUGGUACACUACCGUCUACCUGAGGGAAGUCAUUUAAACUCUAAAGCUGCAGAGUGGGUGAGGAGGAUCAUUUACUAUCCUAGCAGCUUUUUUCCCCAAUCACUUCCUUGUAAAUGCCACUUAAGUUUCUCUGUGUCUUCCCUAUUAUUUUUUAGGCUAGAUUCACUUUUCUUUGUAGCUUGCAUCUAUUUUUUGUGGUAAGGUUGCCGUACCUAGUUGCCAAGUUGAGAGUUAAGAUUCCCUCUGAGAUUCUUAUAGACAGUCUCCAUAAUCUGCUUGCUCACACUAAAAGAGUUGAGGUUGCGUAGUAAAUGUAACCGUUGAUACUUUUCUGUAACUUCUCUGCCGAGGUUCUAAGCUGCUG